Bufo bufo (common toad) is the source of this 2525-nucleotide messenger RNA. It is a transcript of the gene CHMP2A, whose product is annotated as charged multivesicular body protein 2A. Bases 171 to 833 code for a protein of 220 amino acids. NCBI's taxonomy places the organism in Eukaryota, Metazoa, Chordata, Amphibia, Anura, Bufonidae. Gene Ontology annotation, cellular component: multivesicular body; ESCRT III complex. The transcript is spliced from 6 exons. Gene Ontology annotation, biological process: endosome transport via multivesicular body sorting pathway; protein transport; late endosome to vacuole transport. The record is from RefSeq and is a predicted model, not a curated record.
CUGCUUCUCUCCAUUCACCUCGCAACUAGCCGACCGAGACCACGCCAGCAGUGACGAAGCGGCGCUCCCACGGCUGCUUGUGACCGGUGACAUCACAGACCGGACAAACAGGAAGAGUGAGGAAAGAGAAGAGUAGUCGUCCGAUCCGGUAGGAGAUCUAAGAAGCAAAGAUGGAUUUUUUAUUUGGCCGCCGGAAGACCCCAGAGGAGAUGCUGAGGCAGAACCAGCGGGCGCUCACCCGGGCCAUGAGGGAGCUCGACCGAGAGAAGCAGAAACUGGAGCAACAAGAGAAGAAAAUCAUAGCCGACAUCAAGAAGAUGGCCAAACAGGGGCAAAUGGAUGCUGUCAAAAUUAUGGCUAAGGAUUUGGUCCGAACGCGGCGAUAUGUGAAGAAGUUCAUACUGAUGAAGGCAAACAUCCAGGCCGUGUCUCUAAAGAUCCAGACCCUAAAGUCUAACAACUCCAUGGCCCAGGCUAUGAAAGGGGUUACUAAAGCCAUGGCCACCAUGAACAGACAGUUGAAGCUUCCUCAGAUCCAGAAGAUAAUGAUGGAAUUUGAAAAGCAAUCAGAAAUUAUGGACAUGAAGGAGGAAAUGAUGAAUGAUGCCAUUGACGACGCCAUGGGUGACGAAGACGAUGAAGAGGAGACUGAUGCUGUGGUCUCUCAAGUCCUGGAUGAAUUAGGCCUCAAACUGACUGAUGAGCUGUCCAACCUUCCCAGUACAGGAGGUUCCCUCAGUGUGGCCGGAGCCAAGAAAGGAGAACCCACAGCUGCUUUAGCCGAUGCUGAUGCAGAUCUGGAGGAGCGGCUGAACAAUCUGCGACGGGACUAAAAAGUCACACCCUGCACUACACAGACUCUGGGUUUUGUCUUUGUUAUAUAUGGGGAUGUAGAGAAAUGGCUCAGAGCCUGGUAUACUGAGAGCAGUAGAAUGGCUGGAUUGCAGUCAGCGUGUUCAUCUUCUGUCCCCGGCCAUUAGCUGCUCCUUGCUCCCUUCCGUGCAGUAGUAACCGGACGAAGAAGACUGUUCUGAUUUUAUAUGAUUACCUUUUUGUUGCUGAGUUCUUAUUCUUGUGUUUCUAUCUUCACUCCGCUUUCAUACAGGGCAACAGGCGUCCUCUGUAAAUAAAACCUGUCUGGAGAACCAAAGCCUUUUAUACCACUCCCUCUGUGUCCCUACACUGCUGCUUCUUUAAAUAUAAAGAAUAGGAGCAAAAUCGCAAAGUACCAGCUACACAGCUCCAAAAUGCCUGCACUCUCCCGUUAAAAAAAUUCUGAUUAACUGGGGAACGAACAGAACACUUAUAUGGUGCCCUCCUUUUUAUCUUAGUUGCAGAUCUGCUAAUUCUUAGGAGUUCCUCUUCUGCCACCCACUUCUCAGACUUUUCCAGCCCUGCUCUUGGCCAGCACUAUUCACAUGAGCAGUUCUGCCCAAUCCAAGAGAAGCAAGAAGUAUACAACAGAUAAGAAGCGGUGCUGCCAUCUUGGAUGGCAGAAGAGAACCCUGGGAAUUGAUGGCUCUGCAGCUGAAAAGAUGAAAAGGAGGUCACCAUGUAAGAGUUCUGUUCAUUCCCCAUUUAACGUAAACUAUUUUUCUUGAACCGGAGGGUCGCUUUAAAUGAUAAAAUCCUGGCUUUCUACAGCCACCACUAGGAGGAGCUCACUGCAUACGAUGUAAUUAUUGAUUUUAAUGCAUAAAAUGUAUCCACGAGGCAUCCACCUAGUGGUUGCUGCUGGAAAUUCCAGCUACCGUACAUCCUCUUCCUUCCCCUUCUGCUGCAAUGUGGAUAUGGUGCUCUUCUCUUUGGUUUCCAAAGGGGCCUCAACAGACUUCUGUGUAAGAACGUACAUAAGCGAUGAGGUCACGUGACAGGAAGUCCAUGCACAGAAGAGUUAACCUGGCUCUACACAUUAAUGUCUGCCACCUGUCAAUUUCAGCAGUACUAAUCGACCUUCUAACGUGAAUAGGGACCCUUCCUACUGCCCUCCGAUGGCAAAUAUCGUGGUAGGGAAGGCUUGAGCAGUUGACCUUCAGAAUGUCCAGUCCUUUGUUCUCAGGGAGAUAAGCUGUUGCUGGGUGUCUUGUAGCAUCUUUCUCACCUCUCCUCAAGUUUGUGUGAACUGAGCAUGCAUGUGAGGCUUAUUUUUUGCAAUUCUGGGGUCACGGUCACUGCACACCUGCGAGUUGCUCUGUGAUCCCAUUAAUUUCUAUGCUAGCACCGCUACACCACAAACCUUGAGCAUGACCGUUAUCGUGCAACCAAGGUCGCCGUGUAGACGAACCUUUAAAGUAGAACCCCUUUAAUUGUGAACAGAUGGUCCCUGCCUAGGACAAUUUCUCCCUCCCCUCGAGAUUUUUACAUGAGGGGUCAGAUUAGCAGCCACCUGAAUUCAUUGACAAUCUUGGUCAACCUUGUAUUCAUCAGUCAUAUGGUUCUGACGUGUUCCAAGGUUUAUAAUUUCAAUGAUUUGUUAUAAUGAUUAUCGAUUUAAGUUUUGUCUAAUAAAAGUGUUCAUCAUUGAG